Vespa mandarinia (Asian giant hornet) is the source of this 574-nucleotide messenger RNA. Its product is annotated as large ribosomal subunit protein eL22. Lineage: Eukaryota; Metazoa; Arthropoda; Insecta; Hymenoptera; Vespidae. Gene Ontology annotation, biological process: cytoplasmic translation. Gene Ontology annotation, cellular component: ribosome. The record is from RefSeq and is a predicted model, not a curated record. Gene Ontology annotation, molecular function: RNA binding; structural constituent of ribosome.
GUCGGGAAUUGGUGACACUGACUAUUACACUCUGAACGGUGUCGCCACGGAGCGGACAAUUCUUUCGGUUUCCCAUAAGUCGUAAACAUGGCUCUGACCGUAACAAAGAAAGCCAAAGGCUCAAGUAGCAAAAAACAAGCCCUUCGUGGUAAGGGCCAAAAAAAGAAAGUAUCUCUAAAGUUUACGAUCGACUGUACGCAUCCUGUGGAGGAUAAUAUUAUGGAUGUAGCCAAUUUUGAGAAAUACCUUCAAGAAAGAAUAAAAGUCAGCGGGAAAACAAACAAUUUUGGAAACAAUGUUACCAUUGAACGUAACAAAAUGAAACUUUCUGUUAACAGUGAUAUUGAUUUUUCUAAACGAUAUCUCAAAUACUUGACAAAGAAAUAUUUGAAAAAGAACAAAUUGCGUGAUUGGUUACGUGUAGUGUCACAAGAUAAAGAGACCUACGAGUUGCGAUAUUUCCAGAUUAAUAGUCAGGAAGACGACGACGAGGAGGACGCGGAGUAAAAUUUUAUUUUACAAACUAUUGCAGAAAAUUCUGUACAUAUUUCUAAAAAUAAAAUCAUAAAAAAAU